CCCUAAUCUUCUCAUCUGUCAUUUCCGCUCGCUUUAAUAGUUGUCUCCGCCACGCUCCAGUCUUCUCUCUCUCGCUCUUGCUCUUACGGAAGGAAUUCAGAGCCUCUGAUCUGAAUUCAGAAUCCGGAGUUCGUUUUUUCUCCGUUUGAGCAAUGGCUUUGGUUCUGCACACUUACAAGGGUAACAAAGGUGCCAACAAGGCACUGAUUGCCGCUGAGUACACCGGUGUGCAGAUUGAGGUGCCCUCGGACUUUCAGAUGGGCGUCACUAACAAAUCCCCAGAAUUCCUCAAGAUGAACCCUAUUGGAAAGGUCCCCGUGCUUGAGACUCCCGAGGGUCCCAUUUUUGAGAGCAAUGCUAUUGCUCGAUAUGUAAGUCGCUUGAAGGGUGACAAUUCUUUGGUUGGAUCUUCUCUCAUUGAAUAUGCACAAAUUGAGCAAUGGAUCGAUUUUGCUUCAAUGGAGGUUGAUGUUAACAUUUUGAGAUGGUUCAUUCCAAGGGUGGGCUAUGCACCUUUUCUAGCUCCUGUUGAGGAAGCGACAAUUGCUGCUCUGAAGAGAGCGUUUGAUGUUCUGAACACCCACCUCUCUUCCAACACUUACCUUGUCGGGCAUUCCAUCACCCUUGCUGACAUUGCCUUGGUCUGCAACAUGAGCUUCGGAAUCAGUACUCUCAUGACGAAAAGCUUUACCUCUGCAUUCCCUCAUGUUGAGAGAUACUACUGGACAUUGGUUAACCAGCCGAACUUCAAGAAGGUGCUGGGUGACGUCAAGCAGGCUGAAUCUGUUCCUCCUGUUCCUUCAAAGAAACCUGCUCAACCUGCUAAGCCCAAGGCCAAGGAAGAGCCAAAGAAAGAAGCCAAAAAGGAAGAGGCACCAAAGCCUGCUGCUGAAGAGGAAGAAGCCCCAAAACCCAAACCCAAGAACCCUCUCGACCUUCUUCCUCCAAGCAAAAUGAUUCUCGAUGAGUGGAAGAGGCUUUACUCGAACACCAAGACCAACUUCCGUGAGGUUGCCAUCAAAGGAUUCUGGGACAUGUAUGACCCUGAGGGAUACUCGUUGUGGUUCUGUGACUACAAAUACAACGACGAGAACACUGUAUCAUUCGUGACACUUAACAAGGUCGGUGGAUUCCUCCAGCGUAUGGACUUGGUACGGAAAUACGGAUUCGGGAAGAUGCUUGUUUGCGGGUCAGAGCCUCCGUUUAAGGUGAAGGGUUUGUGGCUCUUCCGUGGGCAAGAGAUCCCGAAGUUUGUCAUGGACGAGGUCUACGACAUGGAGCUUUACGAGUGGAAGAAGGUCGAUAUCUCGGACGAGGCCCAGAAGGAGCGAGUGAGCCAAAUGAUCGAAGAUGCCGAGCCUUUUGAGGGCGAGGCUCUCUUGGACGCUAAGUGCUUCAAGUGAGAGGUAAACUUAUCAGAAAAAAAUUUACGAUUUUGGAGUCAGUGAUUGUAAUCUCUCUCGAUAGAGGUUUGCUUUGUUACUUUUUUUGUGGUUUUUUUUUUCUAAUCUGAGAACAAACUUGCUUUUAAGUUGUGUAUUUUGGAGUUAUUUAUGGUAUUAUGACACAGCUGGGUAGCUAUACAUGUGGUGGUGUAUAAUGGAUGAUUCUCCGGUCUCAUUUCAUGGCUCGCUUUGGUUCUUCUGA
Molecule: messenger RNA, 1647 nt
Organism: Tarenaya hassleriana
Lineage: Eukaryota; Viridiplantae; Streptophyta; Magnoliopsida; Brassicales; Cleomaceae
Product: probable elongation factor 1-gamma 2
Exons: 8
Coding region: 153-1403 (416 amino acids)
Biological process (GO): translational elongation
Molecular function (GO): glutathione transferase activity; translation elongation factor activity
Source: RefSeq, a predicted model, not a curated record